AUGCCAAAAGCGACGGCGGCCUCGGCCGCGGCGCUCGCAGGCCUGUUCGGACAGGCCAGCGCCUUCGUGGCGACGCCCGCCGCUGGGGCGGGCGCCGCAUCGCUGCGCGGUGCCCCCGUGGCCAGCCUGGCGCCCGUGGCGGGGCGGCAGGCCGCAGCCGGUGCUCCCAGGGCCGUCGUCUUCGGCGCCGCCGCCCUCGGCGGCCUCGUCGCCGCCGCCGCGGCCCCGCGCCGCCGUGGGGCAGGCAAGCGCGCGCCCGCCGCGACGGCCUGCCGCGCUCUCGCCGUGGGGGACGCGGUGCCCUCGGUGAAGCUCGACCAGGGCUUCCCGCCCGAGAAGUUCGACCUGGCGGAGAUGUGCAAGGGCAAGAAGGUCGUGUUGGUUCCUGGAUACCUGAGCAAGCAGGCCGAGCUGAAGGCCAAGGGCGUCGAUGAUGUCAUCGUCUACUGCGUGAACGACGCCGCCGUCAUGAAGGCGUGGGCCGAGGACCAAGGAGUGGCAGGCUCCAUGAUCAGCUUCUACGGCGACCCGCACUCGGAGGUCACCAAGGCGUUCGGCCUCGUGCUCGACGACCCCGGCGUGAUGUCCGUGCUCGGCGUCCCGCGCUGCAAGCGCUUCUCGGCCCUCAUCGAGGAUGGCGUCAUCAAGACCCUCAACGUCUCGGCCGCGGAGGGAGACCCCGCGGGCGACGACGACCCGUCGGCGUCCCUCGUGGAGAAGAUGCUGCAGGACCUGUAG
Molecule: messenger RNA, 738 nt
Organism: Prorocentrum cordatum
Lineage: Eukaryota; Dinophyceae; Prorocentrales; Prorocentraceae
Source: the annotation of a GenBank genome assembly